UCUAGCCGACACAAGCUUUGUACCGUCCGUACAGUGAACACGUCUCUCUCGGAGCUGUGACAGACGGGCUGAAGUUACCUGCUUGGGAUUUUUUACCUCACCUGUUCCAACUAAAUCGCAAUCAUGUCGGUGCAACAGACAACCAGGACAUCCUCGUCCACAUAUACACCUGCAAUAAGUGCCCGCACAACCCUUGUGCAAAGAGGAAGCAACACUCGUUCUUCCCAUGGAGGCUCCGGAGGAGGAUUCUCGUUCUCUAGCAGAACUGUCAACCCAGUCUACUCUCCUGGUACAUACCAGACUCUGUCCAGCUCCGGAGUUACAACUGUCCGCGAAAGUCGCCAGAAGGAAAAGAAGGAGAUGCAGGGCCUCAACGAACGCCUUGCCGGGUACAUCGAGCAAGUGCGCUUCUUGGAGGCCCGCAUCAAGAUGCUUGAGGACCAACUGGCCCAGCUGGGACAUCGGGAAAAGUUCGACCUCCAGCCUAUCAGGGAUAUGUACGAGGCUGAGCUGAACCAGGCCAGGAAAGUAAUUGACGAACUGUCCAAGGAAAAGGCCGGAGUCGAUGCUAGGAUCGCCGGUCUCCAGGACGAAGUCCAGAGACAGGGUGCCGUGAUCGACAUUCUUGAGAAGCACAAGGUUGACUAUGUGUCCAAGAUCAACCAGUUGACCACCCAGAUCGGAGAGUACGAGGGCGAGCUCGGCUCACUCCGUCUAAGAAUCAGGAACGUUGAGGAUGAGAACGAAAAACUCCGUGAGCUCCUCAACAGGGCCAAUGAUGACCUGAAGAAAUACAGGGCUGACCUUGACACAGAGACUGCUGCCCAUAUCGAGGCUUCCAACAGGGCGCAGACCUUCGAGGAGGAAUGCGAGUUCCUCAGGGCUCUCCUGGACAAGAUCCCACAAGAAACCCAGCAGACCACCAAGAUCCAAGGACUGGACAUGCGUGCCUGGUGGGACAAGCAGAUGGCCCAGGCCAUCAGAGACCUGUCCUCCGAGUACGACAACGUCGUCUCGACCAUGAGAGACGACAUGGAGAUGAGGAUGAACGCUCAGGUGAGACAGCUCCAGAGCGGCGCUGUGAGGGAGAACCUGGAGAGUGCCCAUCUGAGGGAAGAGGUCAAGAAGCUCAAGGCCAAUCUGUCGGACAGGUCCAGCGCUCUCAACGACGCCGAGGCUAGGUUGAGGACUCUGGAAGCUGAGAUGAACGACCUCGCCCGCCAGUUGUCCGAGGCCCGUCGCGACAAUGAUGAGCUGAAGCUGAAGUACCAGACAGACGUCGACCGCCUGCAGGGAGAACUGGAGACUUGUCUCCAGGAACUCCAGUGCAUCAUGGACGCCAAGCUGUCCCUGGAACUCGAGAUCUGCUGCUACAGACAGUUGUUGGAGGGUGAAGAGAACAGGGCUGGUCUUAAACAGAUCGUUGAACAGGCCGUUGGUGUGCAAGGAUCUGGAGCCCAAAGACUUAGUGAAUUCAUCACCUCGUCCUCAAGCUCAUCCACGGCUAUUGGACAUAGCAAGGGAUCAAAACCUUCCGCAGGCAUGAACAGCGAGGCUUCCGGAAGAAUGACUCAAUCAAGGUCGUCCCGUGGACCAAUCAGCUUCGUCGAGGCAUCUAUUGACGGAAGUUACAUCAUGAUUGAGAACACCACCUCUGGAUCUAAGGGCAAGAAUCAGGAUCUGUCCGGUUGGUCCCUGAAGAGAAGUGUUCCCGGCAAGAAAGACGUCUCCUACACCUUUGGGAACACCGUCCUGAAACAGGGCGAGAAGCUCAGAAUCUACGCUGCUGGCAACCCCCCAGCACAUGGUGACACCUCCGUAGGCGACUUUAUCAUCAACAAAGAGUGCUUCUCCUGGGGAGGCGGCUCCGGCACAACCCUUCUCCUUGACGACAGCAAGAACGAAAAGGCCUCUCUGAAAUCAACAAUCUCUGGACUGAAGUAAACGACCAACUCAACUGAGCGCGCAACAAAGAACGCCAACCAGUUCUAGGCAGUACUAGAACAUCUGCUCUGUCAAUUCACAUAACAAUUCAGUUCCACUUUUAAUUGGCUUGUUAGGGCUCCUAGCCAAAGGCCAGUCUUAUCACAGUCUUUAGUAGGUAUAGUUCAGUGUACGUUAGAAAGCUGUCCAGAAGUAUAUAUUUUUAUUAGCCAGUUUUGGUUCAGCAGGCCAACGAGUAUUAUGUCUGAUUCUGAAAACGGUGUGAGGAACUGGAAUGGAAACAUUCUGAUGCUUUUUAAUGCUCGUGGUCAAAUCUGACAAAUCGGAAUGGUCAGACUGUUAUUAAUCAUGCUUCUAUGCUGGAAUCAAAGUCUUGCCCUGCAGAGUGUAAUGCACUAAACAAAACUAUAUAUAAAUUCCCUACUAUACAUGCAAUAACCCAUCGGCAGUGGAGAUCUAGUAUUUGUUUGUGAUUACUGUUUUGUGUUUCAAUUAUGUAAAUAAUGUUGAUGUGAGUGGGUGUCCCGUAUAUGUCCUUGUGCUAAGAGCAUUCUGGAGGUUGUGAAUCUUUAUGACACAGGGUUUAAAGGUCAAGGUUAUACUGACCCUGAUGUUGAAAGGUGAAGGUCGCUGGUAAUGUGGUUACGAUAUCGGCAGAACAGGGUUAAAGAGAACAAGGAAAAUACCUACUUCUGUUACAGAUGCACGUGGACAGUGUGACUUUCGGAUCUUUUAUCGGCAGCUGAGUUUUCAAUAACUUUGGUCAGCAUAAUUCGUACAGCGGAAAUGUUAAACUGCACGCCUUACCAAUAAGUCUUUCUUUGUACAAAACGUUGAUGUAACCAAACGCGACUUCUCAUUGGUUAAUGAGAAAGGUUCGCAAGGGAUGAUGGGAACAUUGGACGGUCGGGAAUUCGACAUCGUGUCGAUAGAACGGGUUGUCUUUUUGCAUGCUGGAUUAAAUCAUAAUAAUUGUUGAAAUAGUUAGUUGAUCAUUUGGUCAUGAAUUCCAUUUGUUAAUUGUUAAGGUGCCUCUGUGGUUUGCAUUUUCAAUAUGGACAGGAGUGACGUGUUGACCGGGAGUGACGUCAUAACGUCACGUGGUGCUGUACACGUCAUUUCUCGGCCUUAUUGUUGGGGUAACACACAAUGAUCAAUCCGUCUAAUAUUGGAACAGAAAAAAAAAUAUUUAUGUAGAGAUAUUAUCGGCACAAAGAGUAUUGUUACGUCAAUGCACGCGUGUUUGGUCGCGUUUUGAGGGGUGAAAAACAAAGCAAUGUUUUUCAUGUUUUCACUGCGUACUACCUGCUUCGCUUUCUGAAACUAGUAGAUAUUUUCAUAUUGUUAUGAUUCUAUGUUUUCUAAACUGUAUGUAGCCACAUGGUGCUCUAUAUUUUAGGGUCUCAUAUAAUAAAUUUAUGACCUUUUUGAAAUAAAGAAUUCAAAAAAUGA
Messenger RNA from Haliotis rufescens (red abalone), 3396 nucleotides. Its product is annotated as retrograde protein of 51 kDa-like. The record is from RefSeq and is a predicted model, not a curated record. NCBI's taxonomy places the organism in Eukaryota, Metazoa, Mollusca, Gastropoda, Lepetellida, Haliotidae. The transcript is spliced from 11 exons. The coding region runs from base 124 to 1944 and encodes 606 amino acids.